ACUUCCGCCGUUCUGCAAACACAAGACUGGGUGGCGGGAAAUAAAUGAGCAACAACAACAAGAGCAGCGUCAGCCGCUAGAUAGAUAGGGGUAGACAGAUUACUGCAAUCAUCGCAUUUACACGGAGAAUGUCUCGUGUUCUCAACUGCAUUGUGGCUGUGUGCCCAGAUAUGGGGAUUGGAAAUAACGGGAAUCUACCGUGGCAUCCAAAAAGGCUCAAUAACGAAUUCAAAUAUUUUCAGAAGAUGACAAUGACACCGUCUGUUGAAGGUAAGCAGAACGUGGUGAUCAUGGGAAGGAAGACAUGGUUCUCCAUCCCUGAAAGGAACCGUCCACUCAGGAACAGGAUCAACAUCGUCCUCAGCAGAGAGCUCAAGGAGCCUCCUACAGGGGCUCACCACCUGGCCCCAGACUUCAGCUCAGCGCUCCUCCUGCUGGACACAGAGGAGAUGGCAGGCCAGGUUGAUGGGGUGUGGGUGAUCGGAGGCAGCUCUCUGUACAAGGAGACAAUGGAGUAUUCAGGAACGACCAGACUCUUUGUCACCAGGAUCCUACAGCAGUUUGAAAGUGACACAUUCCUCCCCGAAAUCAACCCAGAAAAAUACUGUCUGCUGUUACAGUACCCAGGAGUCCCAGAGGGGGUGCAGGAGGAGAGUGGCCUCCAGUACAGAUAUGAGGUCUACCAGAACACCAAUCCUCCAGUACAGAUAUGAGGUCUACCAGAACACCAAUCCUCCAGUACAGAUAUGAGGUCUAUCAGAACACCAAUCCUCCAGUACAGAUAUGAGGUCUACCAGAACACCCAGAAAGGGUUCUAGUCUACUGCACUGUGACCUAGCCUUCUCUGUAGCUGAUAUCAUGGAAAUGGUUUGAAUGUAACUAACAUUCAGGAAUGUCAAUAUGAAAAAAAAAAAAAUUCUCACCAACGAUAUCAUUUGUAAAUGUUUACACAAAUUAACAAGCUGUGCCCAUAAAGUAACAGAUGAUUACACAAAUUAGAUCUGUAUAAUAAAAUAUAAAUUUCA
Molecule: messenger RNA, 1025 nt
Organism: Hypomesus transpacificus
Lineage: Eukaryota; Metazoa; Chordata; Actinopteri; Osmeriformes; Osmeridae
Gene: dhfr
Product: dihydrofolate reductase
Exons: 6
Coding region: 129-713 (194 amino acids)
Biological process (GO): folic acid metabolic process; tetrahydrofolate biosynthetic process; glycine biosynthetic process
Cellular component (GO): mitochondrion
Molecular function (GO): dihydrofolate reductase activity; NADP binding
Source: RefSeq, a predicted model, not a curated record